Messenger RNA from Vigna unguiculata (cowpea), 697 nucleotides. RefSeq lists its product as uncharacterized. NCBI's taxonomy places the organism in Eukaryota, Viridiplantae, Streptophyta, Magnoliopsida, Fabales, Fabaceae. The record is from RefSeq and is a predicted model, not a curated record.
AUGGUCUUUGCAGCAAACUCUGACGUAGCAAGGCACGAAUCACAAGGCUGGUUAAACCAUGGUGGAGAUUUGUUCAACCGAAGAUAUGCUUCCAAGGAGCGUAAGAUCAGUCCGAAAACUGCACCAGACCUACGUAUGAAGUGGAAAUUCUAUGCUGGCAGAGACAUCACUGCAACACCAGCCAUAUAUGAUCGUACCCUUUAUUUUCCAAGCUGGAAUGGUAACAUCUAUGCAGUUAAAGAAGCUGAUGGAUCGCUUGUUUGGAAGCAGAACUUGGACAAAUUGACAGGUCUGAAAGCACCUGUAGGCCUUAUUAAAAACGUAAAUUGGACAGUGUCACGGUCAACUCCUACAGUGGUCGGUAAUUUACUGAUUAUGGGAAUAUAUGCCCCUGCUGCUGUUAUUGCUGUCAAAAGAGCAACAGGUAAGCUUGCGUGGAAGACCAUUUUGGAUUACCAUCCUAAAGCACUCAUCACCAUGUCAGGAACAUAUUACAAAAGGUCAUUAUUUGCAGAUCUAUUUGCCUUAUUUUCUUAAUGGAAAAACUCAUGUUAUAAAACUUAUUUAUGCUCAACCCUCCACAGAGGUUACUAUGUUGGAACAUCUUCCCUGGAGUCACUUGUGAAACGUGAUGAGUGCUGCACGUUUCGUGGAAGAUUUGUGAAACUUGAUCCUGAAUCCGGUGACAUCACGUGGA